GUGCAACUAUCGCCAUUGUAUUAUUAUUGCUUCUCUUAUAGAGAGGAAAUAGGACUCCACGUCCAGGAAAUUUUCAAAUUUAUUACCUGGACUUCUCCUAUAUGUAUAUUAUUACUUAGAGUCGCGGGGGUUUCCUUUAUACCCCUAGUUGAAUUUCUCGACCCUCGGCCCUCGACCCUCGACCUGCGACCCUCGACCUGCGACCUGCGACAUCCCACCAUCCCACCAUAUCAAAAGGAAUUAUGUUGUCCAGCGCCAUCCUUUCUGCCGCCCGAGGCUCGCCCUCGACCCUCUGUCGAAGAUGUCUUAUCAAGUCUCUAACUGUGAGGCGGCAACAGACAAGAACAGUGGCUACUACCUUCUUACAAAAACAAGAAGAGGCUAGGCAAAUUUGGGAGAAGAAUGCAGAGUUGAUAAAAGAGGGCAAGUUGCCGCAUCUUUGGGAUAUCUUUAAGGAGCGCGGAUUCGUUAAAGACAUCGCCGGAACCGACGAACAAAUCAGAGAGCUCAUGAGGGUAAAAAGGAUAGGCGCCUAUGUCGGGAUCGACCCUACUGCGCCCUCUCUCCACGUCGGUCACCUACUCCCUCUAAUGGCUCUUUUCUGGAUGUAUAUACACGGCUUUCGAGCUGUUACCGUAGUUGGAGGCGCCACAGUCAAAAUCGGCGAUCCUACCGGUCGGUUAAAGAGCCGCACCCCUCUUUCCAGAGCUGAUAUAACUAUGAAUAUCACCAAGAUCCAUUACCAGUUGAAACGCAUGUGGGUUAACGUCGAGGAGCAAGGGGAGCGCUUCGGUUAUAAAAAACAACCCAGGGUAUGGAGUCGAGCACUAGUAAAUAACAGCAUGUGGUACAACACCCUUUCUUUUAUCGAGGUCGUAGCCCGACUAUUUAAGGGAAUGCGACUAGGGCCUAUGCUGUCGCGCGACACUGUCAAGCGCAAAAUGGAAAUGGGAGACGGUAUGUCGCUGGAUGAGUUCGUAUACCCCUUGAUGCAAGGUUGGGAUUGGUGGUAUUUAUUCAGCAAGCGAGGUGUUCAGAUGCAAAUAGGCGGGUCUGAUCAAUACGGGAAUAUCGUCUCCGGUAUUGACUGCGUUAAACGCAUUCGAGAUAGCGAGCCGAACGAGAGUGAGAAAAUCCCUUCUGAUUUUCUCCAUUCCGUCGUCGGCUUUACUGUUCCCCUCCUUACCGAUCCUUCCGGCGUCAAGUUCGGAAAGAGCGCCGGCAACGCCGUCUGGCUCGACCCAUUCAUGACAAGCACUUUCGACCUAUAUGGGUACUUCAUGCGACGCCCUGAUAAAGACGUUGAGAGCCUACUGAAGCUAUUUACCUUUCUUCCGCUUGAAGAUAUCAGUAAGGCCAUGGAGAAGCACAGGGAAGACCCUUCCAAACGUCAUGCCCAACAUGUUCUCGCGCACGAAGUAGUUGCGCUCAUUUACGGAAUAAAAGAGGCUACAGAGGUACAGGCUCAGCACAAGGGACUGUUUGCUAAGCCAGUCGCUAAGGAGUUAGAGUCAUACCCGACGACCGCAACCCCUACCGUUAAUUUGGCUGCGAAUUUCCGAGUCGAUGUAAAACUUCCCCAAUCAUUGAUACUGGGGAAGUCGAUAAGCCGCAUAUUAUUUGCCGCUGGCCUCGCUGACAGCGUCACUGAUGGCAAUCGUCUAACGCAGCACCAGGGUGCCUACAUCGGUGCUGCCCCUGGUCAAGCUGCGGCUAUUAACAAAGGCAUGGAUUACGGCGAGCUAACCUACACGCCGAUUAAAAACUGGUUCCCCCAGUUAACCAAGAACUUCCUUAUCGAGGGGAAACUCCUGAUCCUACGCCGAGGGAAACACUUCAUCCGAGUAGUUGAGAUGGUCAGCGACGAGGAAUGGGCAGCUAGCGGCUUGAUGUACCCAGGCGAACCAGGCACGGGCCGGGUGAGACUGUUGAAAGAAGCAUUGACGCGGGCCGCCCAAGAUAAAAACCUCACCCUAAACGACCCCGAGACGAGGAAGAAGCUCUUAGACGGAGCGGAAAGCCUGUACGCGGCCAAGGGAAGCGAACUCGAACAAUUCCUACCUGAGCAGCUCCAGCUCAACAGCAACCGCGCGAGGGAAAUCCUCAAACAGUCGAUGAAGUAUAUCCCCAGCGACGGGCCCAAGGGUGUCAAGAUGAAGACGGCGAUAAUCGACGAGGUGCUGGAGAAGGCCCGAGAGGAACUGGAACGCCGCGAUCGUGCGGAGGUUAUCAAAGCUCAGGAGGCGCAGGAGAAAGCUAUGCAGGAGGAGAAGAAGAAGAAAAAGAAGGCAGAGGAAAACAAGAAGAAACCCGACCCUCCGUUCAUAUCGCGCCACAUAGUUUAGGGUAAUUGUAGAUCUAGAGUAAAAUGAGAAUAGAUUCACCUCAAAACACCGGUUGU
This is a messenger RNA of Daldinia caldariorum, 2401 nucleotides long. RefSeq lists its product as uncharacterized. The transcript has a single exon. Lineage: Eukaryota; Fungi; Ascomycota; Sordariomycetes; Xylariales; Hypoxylaceae. The record is from RefSeq and is a predicted model, not a curated record. Gene Ontology annotation, molecular function: ATP binding; RNA binding; tyrosine-tRNA ligase activity. The coding region runs from base 243 to 2345 and encodes 700 amino acids. Gene Ontology annotation, cellular component: cytosol; mitochondrion. Gene Ontology annotation, biological process: tyrosyl-tRNA aminoacylation.